AGUUCUUCUGCUCUGUGUUUAUAAUUCAAUCUCGGAGUGAAGGUUUGGCAAAGCUCCGGCGUUCCUCCGUCAAGAUACAGCCUGCGCUGCAGAGACUCACAUUUUCCUCAUGCGGGAGCUGCGUACAGCUGAUCCACUAGACUGCUGAUCUCCUGUCUGAGAAACAACGCACAGGGAAGGCAACGGAAGGGAGGGAGUCAGGGAAAUAAAGCACCGUCCUCCUUAUGCGUUAUGUUGGGCAAUAGAAAGAAAGCAGCCUCGGUGGUGAAGAAUGGAGCCGGGACGUCCGAGUGCAAGGCCAUCGAUCCCCUGAGGAAUCUGGGAGUGGAGGAUAAUGAAGAUGUGAGGCAGAUGAUGCAGGGCUCCAGUAUGGUAAAGGUCCGCUCGCCUCGCUGGCAGAAGCGACGAACGCUGAAGCUGCUGGGAGACGGUGUCACUGUCUGGUGUCAGUCCCACAAAACCUCCAGCCGGGCCAAGGAACAACAGUCCUUCUCUGUCAUGGAUGUGGAGUGCAUUCGUGAGGGUUGCCAGUCAGAGACAUUGCGUCGAAUGGCCGGCUCAGUACCUGAGGACCGGUGUUUCACUGUGGUCUUCAAAGGGUCCCGCAAGAGCCUGGAUCUCCUCUGCCAGAGUCAGAAGGAGGCUCAGUACUGGACCCGUGGCAUCCGAACCCUGCAGGAGAGGGUGAACAACAUGACCCAGAAGGAGAAACUUGACCACUGGAUUCAUGCUUUCCUGAGUCGGGCCGACCAGAACCACGAUGAUAAGAUGAGCUACGAAGAAGUCCAGACACUGCUGCAGAUGAUCAAUAUUGACCUGAGUAAUCAGUAUGCCCUCAGCCUCUUCCAGAAAUGUGACCGGUCAGCCGACGGUCGUCUGGACCAGACAGAGAUUGAAAUUUUCUGCAGGGAGUUGUUACGGAGACCGGAGCUGGAUGCUGUGUUUAUUCAUUACUCUUCAAAUGGCUGUGUGCUUUCCACUGUGGACCUGAGGGAUUUCUUCGAGGACCAGGCGGAGGACGCUUCACUCAUCCAUGCUCAAAGUGUCAUACUCACCUAUGAAGUUAAUGAGUGGGCCCAAAGGAACCAGUUCAUGACUCCCAAUGGUUUCACCAUGUACAUGCUGUCAAAGGAGAACUGUGUGUUUAACCCGGAUCAUGCUAGGGUUUAUCAAGACAUGAAACACCCACUGACACACUACUUCAUCUCCUCCUCCCACAACACCUACCUCACUAAGGACCAGCUGACUGGAGACAGCAGCACAGAGACUUACAUCCGUGCCCUGAAGCAUGGCUGCCGUUGUGUUGAGCUGGACUGUUGGGAUGGAGAUAAAGGAGAGCCAGUCAUCUACCAUGGACACACACUCACCUCCAAAGUGCCUUUUGUCGAAGUCAUUGAGACUAUCAAGGAAUAUGCUUUUAAAGCAUCUCCUUACCCUCUGAUCCUGUCCCUGGAGAACCACUGUUCUGUGGAGCAGCAGACAGUAAUGGCUCGACAACUGCGAUCCAUCCUGGGAGACAAGCUGCUCACGAAGCCCCUCAGUGAUCUGGACCCUUACAUCAUGCCUUCCCCAGAGGCUCUUAAGGGUAAAAUCCUGGUGAAGGGGAAGAGGGAGCGUGUGGUGGAGGAGUGCUCCUCCUGCUCUUCAGACCUCAGCUCGUCAGACGACGAGGCCAGCCACAACGAAUGCAAACCCUCGACAAAGAACGAGGACAAGAAGCCAGGUGUGUCUAAGCUGAGUCCAGAGCUGUCAGAGCUGGUGGUGUACACCUGCAGUGUCCACUUUAAAAGCUUUGAACAAGCAGCUAAAAACCCAGCAACUGACAUGUCCUCAUUCUCGGAAAGUGAAGCGCUUAGGCACAUUAAGGACUCAGGGAUGCAUUUUGUGCGUCACAACUGCCACCAGCUCAGCAGGAUCUACCCCUCAGGCCAGCGCCUCCAGUCCUCCAACUACAACCCCCAGGAGAUGUGGAACGGAGGUUGUCAGAUUGUUGCUUUGAAUUUCCAGACACCUGGUGAGCAGAUGGACCUAAACCAAGGCCGGUUCCUGCAGAAUGGUCAGUGUGGCUACAUCCUGAAGCCUCCCUUCAUGUGUCAGCCUGACACCACGUUCAACCCGGAGAAUGUUGGUGGAGGUCCUGGCCACAGACCUGUCCUGCUCACUGUUAAGAUUAUUUCAGCUCAGCAGCUCCCAAAACCUGAAUGGGACAAGCCUAGCUCCAUUGUGGACCCUCAGGUGUGGGUGGAGAUACAUGGUGUUCCCAUAGACAACAAUAAGAAGAAAACCCAUCAUGUUGACAACAACGGUUUUAAUCCGCGGUGGGACUGUACCUUUAACUUUACUGUCCAUGUCCCUGACCUGGCUCUGGUUCGCUUCAUGGUGGAAGACUAUGAUUAUACUUCAAGAAAUGACUUCCUAGGACAAUACACCCUGCCUUUUACAAGUCUCCGUACAGGUUAUCGUCAUGUCCGACUGCUCAAGCUGGAUGGCUCCAGCCUUUCGCCGGCCUCACUCUUCGUCCAUGUUAAGGUCACCCAAUGUCAGAGCGGUCCCCCAAAAUCAUCAGCUACAUCAUUGGCCGGGUCACCGACCAAGUCUUAAGCCAAGAAACCCUAAUCCCAUCUCUACAACAUAGCAUCAUGACGCAUGGAGGCCACCAUGGGAAGAUCCCAGGACAUGUCUGCACAAAAAAUCUGGGCUCUCAUUUAUGAAACCUAAUGGUUAUAACCUUGUCUUGCAAAUUCUUCAGCUAUAUCCUCAACCUGUCUAUAUUUUAUACAAAAAGGGUUAAUGUGUUGUUGCAAAAAUGCAAACAGUCAAACUGACUAGUAUUUCUAACUUAUGAAGAAGAAAGAAAACACUGUUAUGCUCACAGGGUGUUACAGCAGUAUGUUAUCUUCCCAAGGGUGUGUAAAGAAAACAAAACAGAGAUACAAUCAGGGAGGUAAAUACCAUCAGUGAUGACCCAAAUGUCAGUUUUGGGUACAGUUAGUGGUUUUAACUGCACUCCCAACCUGAGUCACUGUGAAGCCUAAACUGUCUCUUUAAUCUCUUAUUUAAUGGAGGCAUGAUUCUCAGAGCAGGACUCGAGAACUUAUUGGCCAUUGAACCAGCCUGCAGAAGGCAUAAUAUAUAUUAAUAUAUUCUAUUAAUAAUAUAUUAAUGUAUUAAUCUACAAGACCAUGACCAACGUUUGGUGCUAGAUUUUGUCGCUACAUUUUGAACAAAUAAGUCUCCCAGCUAACCUCUCAAACUUGUUCAAUCUUAAGCCUUCUGCUGGAAGGAUUAUUUUAUAAUUACAUGGAUCUUUUUUCGGGUCUAUUUUAUCAGAUUUUAAAAAUGCCUUCUGCUAUGUGAUUUGGACAAUACUUAGUGUAGUGAAGAAGUGAUCCCUUCCUAAUGUGACUCUGUUGUAAAAGAUGGGGGACAUAAUCCAUUCAUCAUUCUGUGCAAAAAUGCAUUCUGAAUUUCAGCUGAAGCUACUGUGAUAUGUGGCUUUAGGAGUCUGGAGGCACUAGUAUACUUAUAAGACAGUGCUUGUCAGAUUUUCAGAACAGCAUCCGAAACUUGUCCCCACAACCUUAAGAUCAUUGUAAGUGGGUGGGGCACUGCCUUUGACAAUUUUUUAAUUACUUUUCUGAAACCAACAAUCCAACAAGCCUGCCCACUUCACGCAGCAUCUGGCCAGGUGUGCAGUAGUGAGAAAGUCGGGAAGAUUAGAUUUAUUAUGUAAAGUUUUCUUUUUUCAUUCUUCGAACAACCAUGUUCUGUCACUUUUUGUACAAAUAACUGUCUGAAGCUGUAUGCAGUAAUCCCCAUUUGUGCAUUUAUUUAUCUAUCAGUAUAAUUACGCUGUUCCCAGGGAUACUUCUAGCAAGAAGUCUGUAAAGAUUCUCAGUCAUCCAGGUCAUAGUUAUCCAAGUCUAGUUGCCCUUGAUUUUAACCUUCCUUGCAUUCUAAUUCUAUUCGAAUUUCAAACUAAAAUGCAGCAACUUUGGAAGAUACCCAUGCGUCAUAUUAGUUUUCGCUAGCUUUCUUACAGUGGUCACAUUAGAACGCAUCUGUUCACAGCCUGUAUGAACAGGAAGAAUCAACAUACCUAUGGCAUUUUCAGAAGCUUUUGUCCGCAUGAUAUUUGUUGCCUUUACAUACACCUUAGUAACCAUGUUAUUUUGCUUUAGUGUGUAUGUCUGUGUCAUAGGGGGCCUAAAACACGAAGAGAAGACAUGCAGACUGACUGAGUGGUGUAAGUGUGUGAUUUUAAGUCAUAGACAGAUGUUCAGCAGAGGCUGCAGGCAUUUUCCAGCAGUAAAUUGCUUGUCCUUUCAUCCACCUGCUCCACUGUUACUGGCCCUGUCUUAAGUAUUUCAUAAUGCACAUGCGUGCUUGUCAAAAUCUGAUUAGAAACCCGGUUACCUGUAUACAUAGCAGAGAAAUGACGGUUCUCCAGGAGAAAUGUUUCUAAUCUCCUACCCUGAUUACAGAAAUCCGGUUUAUAUUUUUUUCAUUUACAUGACAGAAGCUGACUGAUGACUGACACACACGUUGCCUCCUUUGGGUUUUCAAUCACUCCCCCAUAUAUAACCAGUUAUUACAUGCCUGCGUGGCUACCUUGUCAAUCACACACCCUAAAGCAUACCCCUGCUUUAGCUUCCAUUUUAUUCUAAAUGGGACCAUCAUUUACUAAAUAAAAAUCAGGCUGUGUUGAAGAAGACUUCAAACUAGCGACUGAGACCAUAAACUCAUCAGGCAAGUGUUUACUGAGGAAUAAAUCAGCUGAGCAGAAGCCUGAUUUUCAUAGAAUUCUGUACAAUCUGAUUUAUUUUGCAGCCCCCUGCUGGCCAUCAGAAAGAAUGAGGGUUUGUGGCACUUCAGCACUGGCUUCACUUUUCAGACCCAGAGGUUCCCUCUUGGACUGUAUUAGGGAGGGCCAGAUCCUAGUACAGCUCUCAGUAUAACUCUGGCACUGGGUUAAAAUGUGACAGUUCAAAUCCCAUCCCAGUCAUUUGAUAAUGUAGCCUAGUGUAUUAUGUUAAAUGGAAAACAUUUUUUUGUUAGAUGUUUGUUUCAUAGUGCAUGUUAGCACAACAUAAUUUCAAUUUUACAGCAUUUUGUGCUUUCUUUUUAUUGAUUAAUGACUGAGACCAAACCAGAUCAUUAAGUAGAUGCUAGAGUUUUUAUAUUAGACAAAUAAUCUGCUCAGUUAUGCAAUCGCAAAAGUAUGAAAUACUAGAUAAAUCAGCUGCCUUAUUGUUAGCUUGUUAGAUGGGGUGUACAUGGAUAUGCUUCAUAGUUGCAAUGAUUUUUCUUUGUUUUAUUUGUCUCUGUUUACUUUGUGUGUACUGUGCAAGGAAAGUCGACCUCUGAUGAUCCUGGCGACUGUGACAUAAAGGCUUUACUCAGUGUUUAAAAAGAUACAAUAUUUGUGUGUUAUCUUUUAGGUCAUCUACUUUAAGUUAUCAUGUUAAAGAAAAGGUUUAAUUCAGUUUCAGUAUUAGUCCGUAAUCAUCUUAUAAAUGUAUGAAACAAUUAAACAAUUUCAGAAUAUGUUUGGUAUCAUGCAUUUUAGUGGAAACCUUUUUUCCCACCGAUGGAUCAUUAGCUGCCUUGUCAAUUUAGCAAAACGUAUUAUCAUAAAGUUCUUGUAGAAUUUGGGUAAAAUUUGAAGUUUUAGAGCGAGUGCCAAUACAUAACAAUUUCAAACAAAUCACAACCCUGUUUCUGACAAUGUUGCACUUAUUCGUAUGUCAGGAAAUGCAAGUGUAAGAAUUACAUAUUUGGUGAUCAAAGGUGUGUUUUUUUUUUUAAAUGUAGCAAUAAUAAGAAAAACUGUAACUGUACACUUCAAAGCAUGGACAAUGUUGUCAUUUAUUUAUUGUAUCUUAAGUAUACUGUUUGCUUUUGUGCUGCACCCGCUGUCUAGUAAUCAACCUGAUGCUAUUUAUUUAAACAGGUUAUGUAUAUGCCAUGAUAGGAUAGAAAUGCAAUAAAAGAUUCUGAGAAAUUGUUUCAGAUGAUUAAAUUCA
Molecule: messenger RNA, 6026 nt
Organism: Micropterus salmoides (largemouth bass)
Lineage: Eukaryota; Metazoa; Chordata; Actinopteri; Centrarchiformes; Centrarchidae
Product: 1-phosphatidylinositol 4,5-bisphosphate phosphodiesterase delta-3-A-like
Exons: 16
Coding region: 232-2601 (789 amino acids)
Biological process (GO): intracellular signal transduction; lipid metabolic process
Molecular function (GO): phosphatidylinositol-4,5-bisphosphate phospholipase C activity; calcium ion binding
Source: RefSeq, a predicted model, not a curated record